Messenger RNA from Hydractinia symbiolongicarpus, 1398 nucleotides. Its product is annotated as neuromedin-U receptor 2-like. Gene Ontology annotation, biological process: G protein-coupled receptor signaling pathway. Gene Ontology annotation, molecular function: G protein-coupled receptor activity. The transcript has a single exon. The record is from RefSeq and is a predicted model, not a curated record. Gene Ontology annotation, cellular component: membrane. NCBI's taxonomy places the organism in Eukaryota, Metazoa, Cnidaria, Hydrozoa, Anthoathecata, Hydractiniidae. The coding region runs from base 403 to 1380 and encodes 325 amino acids.
UUUUUGCUACCUAUGUCUUUGGUAAUUAGCUGAUAUUGUUUGCAGCACAGGAUAAUAGGUUUUCGUGUUGUUGUUUUACAAAAAAUUACUUCCAUGGUAACAGAAGAACUGUAAACAAGAAUUUCUUUUUUUACAACAAGUAUCAGAAUUGAAUGAAAAAGUAAAGAAAGAAACCCGACUGUAUUAGAAGAAGCGAGAGUGUGGAAAAUUGAUUCUAGUUUGUUUAUUUGUAUAUUUAUUUAUUUGUUUAUUUAAUUAUUUAUUUAUUUAUUUAUUUAUUUACUUAAUGCGCAAAUGUUUCGGGUAACAAAAGGGAAAUGCUUACGUUAAAAAAUAAAAUUCACUAUCCCGAUUGUCGAUCAAGGAAAUAAUGCCACAAACAAAAAAGCGUUACUGCCAAAAAUGGUUUAUCCAAAUUUAUCAGUAACUUCUGACGCAUUGAAAUGGCGAUUCUGUUACGGACAUGAGAAAAUAAGUUACACUCCAUCGGCGCGUAUGUACUACCUAGUGAUUGGUUCAUUUUACAUUGUCAUAAGCUUAUUGGCUAUCAAUUUCAACAUGAUGUUUCUAACUACAAUCAGAAGAAAUCGACGUUUGCACCGACUCUCAAAUUACUUGUUAGUUUUCUUAUGUGUCAUUGAUUUAAUUUCAGCAUGUGUGAUCAUGCCGUCAUAUGCGGUCAUACUUGCCGCAAGAUAUCAAAAUAUUACAUAUUGCUCUUUGAGAACGUUUACUUCCAUAGCAGGCUACUGUUUAGCGUCCAUGUCUUUUAUUUCGAUUUUGUCCAUAACAAUUGAACAAUACACAGCCAUUGUGUACCCAUUUUUCCACCAAUCACAUGUGACGUUGAAGAGUAUAACACAAAUUAUUGUAGUGUCGUGGUUUAUUGCGAGCAUUUGGUGUGUGGGAGCAUGGUUUAUUGAAGGUUUAUGGAUAACUUAUCAGACCUUUCUCGGUUGCUUUAUUUUUCUCACAUACGUGUUCAUUAUAUACUGCUACUCAAGAUUGUUUAUCCUGGUGAAACAUACCGAGAAAAGAAUGCACUCAACAAGGAAACAAUUUGAAACGAAAAAUGAACUUAAUAGAAGAAAUAAAGCUGUGAGAACAAGCUCGUUGAUUAUUUUGGCCUUCUCCAUCAGCUAUGUCCCCAUUGCAUUUAUAACAAUAUGGCGGUAUUUUUACGGUGCGACUGUUUUUGAAAGAACUUUUAUCUACGAAGGGGUGCAUCUUUUGUCACUAUGUAACACUUUUAUCAAUCCUAUUGUUUACUACUGGAGGCUGAGUGACGUCAGAAGAGAGAUUUUAAAAUUAUUUUGGGUGAAAACGAGAAAAAACAGUGUUAAAUAUUCUCAGGAAGAAGCUAUAACUUGUGUAAAAUGAUAUAUAUAUAUAGGUGAU